Messenger RNA from Mercenaria mercenaria, 13122 nucleotides. Its product is annotated as protein phosphatase inhibitor 2-like. Gene Ontology annotation, biological process: regulation of signal transduction. The coding region runs from base 20 to 709 and encodes 229 amino acids. Gene Ontology annotation, molecular function: protein phosphatase inhibitor activity. The transcript is spliced from 4 exons. NCBI's taxonomy places the organism in Eukaryota, Metazoa, Mollusca, Bivalvia, Venerida, Veneridae. The record is from RefSeq and is a predicted model, not a curated record.
UAUUCCGGAAGUGUUCAAAAUGGCUUCCUCAGAAAAGAAACCACGGAAAGGAAUCUUAAAAACUUCUACAAGCUUUGACAAUAAUGAUCAUCAUUCGAAAACAAAAGAGAUGACAUGGGAUGAAAUGAAUAUCAUAGCCACCCAUCAUCCUCCAGACAAGGAUUAUGGUCACAUGAAGAUUGACGAGCCGCCGACCCCGUACAGUAAGUGUUCGGACCCGGAAGAUGAUGAGGAGGAGGGUACACUAGAACGACGGGGAAGUGUCAGUGACAAGAAAAAAUUAGAUGCUUCUUCUCUUACCUCAAGAUUGGAAGGUAUAGAAGGUCCAAGGACUAGGCGUGUGUCAACAGAGGAAGACGAGUCAAGCGACGAAGAGGAAGAGGAGGAGUUGACAGAAGAGCAGCAAGAACACAGGAAAGACUUUGAACAAAAGCGAAAACUACAUUAUAACGAAUUCCAAGCGGUCAAAUUAGCGAAGCAAUUAAUGGAAGAAGAGGAUGAUGAUGAAGAAGACGAAACAGGCGACGACGGAGACAAUGGUAGUAAUACACGCGAUAGUGUUCAAAUGCAGACUGAUCAGUCACCUGAUACCGGUGCAAAUUUAUCGUCAGGAAUUCCCGAGGAUUCAGGGACCUCUGCGUUAGGUCAGAAUGCCCUUGCAGAGACCACAGUUGAUGCAGCCGGCCACUUAGAAACUGAAAUAAAUUAGAUAAUGUUUUUUUUUUCAACUUUCUAAAAUUCAUUGUGUAGGAAAUUAAGCAUUAGUCAACUUGAUGUUUUGUAUAAAAAUUGUAUAUAUUGAUUUAAUGCAUAAAUUCAUUUAUUUUUGCAGGCUCUACAUGUGUUUAAUGUUUAGAAAAAUUAAGAAUUAAAAAUUGCAAGAAUAAUUUUAUAUUUUAAUAUGAUUCUCUUUCCAUUGGAGCUAAAAUCAGUCUUUUGUUUAAGGCAUUGAUCCUAGCAAUGGAAGUUAUGGAAAAAUAUUAAAUUGGUAGAAGAAAAGUCAGUGAAAAAAAAUGAUUUUAUCGAAUGUUGCAUGUUGUACUGUUUAGAACAGUGUGAAAGCCAUACCAGACAUCAGAAUGUUCGUGAUUUAUGCUUGGUUUCAAAAGAUUUGUCCAGUAAAAUGAGGUUAUUUCACAUUCUAAAAUAGCUGAACUUUUACUUGAGUCUCACGGUUGUGUCAGAAAACAUGUUAAAUCAAGUGAGUAAAAUGUAGCAGCACCCUGACCUUUGGGUCCUGCCAAAAUAGAUCUAAGGAUUCUCCGUUUUCAGACAGUAGUUCAUGUGUUACCAGUUUAAUGUAUUAAAGCACAUGUCCUGUGCAAGUCUUUACUAGUAGUACAGAAGGCACAGAGGAAUUGGUUGUUUUGUUUGUUAACUAAAAACUCGCUAAAACAAUCUGGUUAAACUCUCUGCAUUCUGAAAUAUUUAUGUCUGAUAUUUGAAAUGGCUGAAAAAAAUCAACAAAAUACAGGACUAAAAUUGCUUAUGGCUCAAACAGAAACCAUUCCAUGUAAAUUGUUUUUCAUGAAGUAUCAGACCAUUCAUUAAGACACUUCUGUAGCAGUUACUUAUAUUGGUUAAAAGUAUAUUAUUGCAAACAGUUGUCUAACAGCAUUCGAGUUUUGAUAGUGAAAUGUCAUUGACUUGUCUUUUCUAUGGUGAACUGUUCUAGACGUUUGAUUUUCUUUGGUGAACUGUUCUAGACUUUUCAUUUCCUAUGGUGAACUGUUCUAGAUAUUUCAUUUUUCUAUGGUGAACUGUUCUAAAUGUUUGAUUUUCUUUGGUGAAUUGUUCUAGACAUUGAUUUUUUGUUCUAGACAUUUCAUUUUCUAUGGUGAACUGUUCAGGAUAUUUCAUUUUCUAUGUUGAAUUGUUCUAGACAUUUCAUUUUCUAUGGUGAAUUGUUCUAGUCAUUUCAUUUUCUAUGGUGAACUGUUUUAGACGUUUGAUUUUCUAUGUUGAACUGUUCUAGAUGUUUGGUUUUCUAUGGUAAACUGUUCUAGAUGUUUGAUUUUCUAUGGUGAACUGUUCUAGAUCAUGAUUUUCUAUGGGGAACUGUUCUAGGCAGAGUAGACUCAGACUAGAAGCAUGCUGUUAGAUUAGACUUUGCAUGCACCGUCUUUUCAUCUCUUAGAAAGCUUUUCUUUUUUCAGGAGUCAGUGACAAAGUUGUCUGAUUUGAAGCAAAAUGAGGCCCAUCGCAAUCAGACUGUUUCCCCAGUCCAUAGUCCAAGAGUCAUCAAGUGGUUGGCGUUCCUAUACAUUUUUUACAAGCAUCGUUUCAGCUUGUCAUAGUGGACUUCCAAAAGUAUUUUAAAAAGGCUCUGAUUGCAUCGAAUGAAUAAAAAAAGUUUUUGACGAUUCAUGCUACUUCAUUUUUGUUCAGGAAAUACUAAAUCUGCUUUUACGUUUUCUUGUGUUAAGAAAUAAUGAAGUGUGAACUUACGAUUUUAAGGUCUCUGGAAUUGAAAUUAAUAAAAACAUAAGUAGCAUAUGGUGUUGUUGGUGUGUGAAAAGAAUGUGAUGUGAAUUCCUUUGUGCUGCAGUAUUAAUUUGUAAAAAAAUCCCAGUUUAGUCAGGACUUCUAGAAUGUCGUGAAGAAAUGCAUGCUCCAUUUUGUUUCGUGCUGUAUCUACAUGUAUGUUGAAGCUUAUCUCUAAUCAUGUUGAGAGGAUUUUGUAUGGUAUAAUCAUGUAAAACUAUGGCAGAAUGGCAUUAUUUUAAUUUUUGAAAAUGUUGAGAAAACAAUUUGCAAAACUACAUUUUGUGUUUAAUGUAAAUGUCAGGUUUUGCGCUGGUUCCUUGCUUUAUUACUGUUGCCCAUUGAUAAACACUUUGUUGAGUUUACAUGUGAAAAUAAAGAAAAGUGUCAUAUUUUACUAGAAAUUUAUUCUGGUAUGUAAAAAUAUUCUUGAAGGUAGCUUUACUAUUAUUUAGACUCUCAGGCUUUUUUUUGCCGUGGACAAAUACUUGACACUAAAUCUUGCCAGGUAUAUUUUUCAGGCUGUUAAGGUAGAUAUUUUUCUGUAUGAUCACAGGUGUAAUGAAAUUGCUUCAAGAAUUGCAAAUAAGUGCUAACUGAUAAAAAGUGCUAGAAGCAAUGAUAGAUUAUAUGAACUGUUGUAGACCAGUUUGCUAAAGCAAGGUUUAAAGUCCUGUUUUACUUGUUUUGUCUGUAAAAAAAUGGUGUAACCAUUGUGUUCAUUUGAGCCGCGCUAUGAGAAAAUCAACAUAGUGGCUUUGUGACCAGCAUGGAUCCAGACCAGCCUGCAUAUCUGCGAAGUCUGGUCAGGAUCCAUGCUGUUCGCUUUCCAAGUCUAUUGCAAUUAGAGAAACUGUUAGCAAACAGCAUGGAUCCUGACCAGACUGCGCGGAUGCAUGCUGGUCGCAAAGCCACUACGUUGGUUUUCUCAUGGCGCGGCUCAUUUAUGCCUGUUUCUCGUCAAUUCGAGCUUUCUCAUCGAUUCGAGCCCUUGUGUUUAAGUAAAAUUCAUGCUCAUGUAGCAUGUUCUUCCAUCAGAAACUUUUGUCAUUUACAUUUUAAAAUGCCUUGGAAAAUAUUAGUCUUAAAACCACUGAAAAAUUGAUGAAAUACCUAUUUUAAAUUUUUGCAUCUAAAAUUACUUAUUUCAAAAGGAAAUUACAUAGUGGGUAAUAUUGUGAGCCCAAAUUUCAAAUUAAAAGCACCCCGAGCAUAUUUCGACUGUUGUAACGAGUGAACAAGAAGUCAAACUUGAUAGAAAUUUGCUUUAAGGAAAUAGAAUAUGCAAACAUAAACAUUUAAUGACCUUCCAAACAGAGGGCUCGAAUCGAUGAGAAAGUUUUAAAAUGAUGUGGAGUUUCACCUCCUUCAGUCUCAUGCAAAAAAGUACAUAUAAAAGAUGAUAACAUUGUAAUUCUUAUUGCCCAUUGUUAAAUGCAAAUAUUUUUGCAACAAAAAACAAAAAUUAUUUAAUUGAACAGGUUUACAAAAAUUUGCACACCUCUAAAAGAUUUAAGAGGCUCGAAUCAAGGAGAAAGCAGCAUAUAUGUUGUGAUGUGUUGUUAUUGUCAGAUACGUGUCGUUAUAAUGAUGUCAUAGAUUUGUCAUACAAAAGAAUUUUUAAAAUAUGCAGAAUUAAAUUCAGUACAUGUACACUCAUUUGUACUCUUCAUCAUAAAGAACUGAUUAAGCUUGAAAUACUCUUAAAUGGUAGAAAAAAAUUUUUUAAGUGAAUUUCAGCAUUCUUUUGAUACAACAGUUAUAAUUUAUUCAUCAUAUUUCUAACCUAAAGCUUAUGAACUCUGAAUUUCGUUUAAAAAAAAAUUGGAACCACCGUCUUUCCUUGCAUAAUCAUAAUAGGCAACUUACAGGGUCUGAAAACUUGGUUUUUGCUAUACCUCUGCGAUUCCAACAAGUAUAAAAGUUCCGAUUCCAUACAUCUUACUUUCAUUUCGAUGUAAAAUGAGAUUUUAAACCUAAAUUUUUAGUCAUAGUGUUUGGCACAAUGUAACCUGUUGGCGUGCCAUAAAUCUGAAAUAGAAAAAAAAAGUGUGUAAUAAUUACUAUCAUUUAUUCAUUUUAAGGAAAUUCUUCAUAAAUAUAUUGUUAAUAAUUUCCUUGUUUCAGAAUAUUUUUACUGAUUGCUGAUUUACAAUGUGUAUGAUUGUUUAUUUAGGAUAAUGUUAAAAAAAAUUGUGUUAAAUUUUGUGUAUAGAUCUGUAUCUAGAAUAUGUCGUAUGUUGUAAAUGUACUGCUGGUCUGGUAGGAUACUCAAGUAUCAGUUGUUAACCUUUACCCUGCUAAAUUUCUAAAAUGGACUAGUCCAUUAUUCACUUUGGACAUUACCACUUGUUUAUCAAAGGGGUGUUCACUGAAAAUUUACUGACUGAAUAGGGAACAGUGCAGAUCAUGAUCAGCCUGCACGUCCAUGGAAGCUGAUCUUGGUCUACACCGGUCGCAAAGGCAGAAUCUCUUGCCGCCAGCAGGCUAAAGGUUAAUUAAGUUAUAAUACCAUGUAUACUCAUUCAAAAUCAGAUUGACCAUAUAGCGGUCUUAAAAGGCAGGUGUUUAUGUUCCUGAUUUUUCUCCAUGUGCACCUUACCACGGUUGGUACAAACCUGGCCAAAUUCAGUGUUUUGAAGUCAUUCAGCUGGCUUCCGGAAGGUAUCUGGCUCAAUUAGAGAGUUAGACCUUGCAUGAAAUAAUAGUGAGGGGAUGCCUUGGGUCUAUUAUUCAUAAAUUUUGUUUAUGCACUAAAACAAUUAUGGUUUGUGGUAUCACUAUUCCAAGAAUAACUUCAUGAAAUAUACAAAAAGUGACUUAUUUGAAUGAGUAUUUAUGGUAAAAUAAUUUUUACUAAAAUUGUUGUGUUAAAAAAAAGUUUUGUAAUGGAUCAAGAUGUAUAGUAAUUUAGUAUUUUUCCCUAGAUCCCUAAAAUUGUUAAUAAUUAUAAUUAAAGCAACUUCCAUUCCCAAAUCUGUAUAUUUUUUUUAUUUAGUUUUUUAGUUGAUUUGUUGAAUUUUAUAAUGGAGGCUUCUGGCUUGUUUAGUUUUUCUUUUGAUUUAAAUUUACUAAUAUUUAAUCACUCUAUUUGUAGACAUUGAAUCCCUUCCAAUGCUUUCGUUUUAUUUUCCCUCCAGACUAUAUACGCAUAUUUAUACACUUUUCUUCUCUUAGACCUUAUUCAAAGGUCUUAAAAAAUGUGUUUGUACACCAGUCUAUGAAUACAGACGUGCCAUUGGUCACUUGCAGUCAGCGAGAACCAAUCAGAUGCUUGAAAUUUUGGACUGGUCUCCAUACUAAAAUUUUACAGCUUGGUACUCUUGUUUUUGCUAUCAUAUCAUACUAACGGUUAUGAUUUAAUGUAAAUAACUGACAUGUAAUAUUUACUGAUGUUUAUUUUUUAAUUAUUUAGCUUAUAUAAAUGCUGAUUGAAUUUUUACCUCAUACAUCAACCGGUGUAGGAAUUUAGGCGUAUUAUCUGGUGGGCAUUUUUGAAAUUGAAUAAAAAUAUGAUGAGAAAACAUGUGUCCUAAAAAAGAAUGUUACAUUAGGGCUGUGUUCUUACUUACAAAUGCUUGCCUCUUGCUACUGUAGUUACAAAACCCCCCAAGGGGUAUAGAACUGUUGCAUGUCAGGAAGUAAUCCAGUUGCCUUACAGAGAGUUGGUUGUUCUAUCCAGGUGCCUGCUUUUACCAAAGUAAUUCUAAAGGAGCACCUAAGAUCUUCCUCCACCAAUAAAUGCUGGAACUGGAGACAUAUUAUCUUAAUUGUUUGGAGGAAUUAUCAGUUACUACUCCCGCACGAUAAUUUAAACGACAGCAUGUUUAUAUUAUUGUUUGAUUGUUAUGGUUCUCGUGUAGGUUGUCAAUGAUAGAAGUUAAGUGCAUACUGUAAUGUUAUACAAAAAUAUUUUCUGUAUUGACACGGUUUAAUGAAGAAAAAUCAUAAUAUUAUUAUCAAACAUGUUAUCGUUUGAGUUAUCGUGCAGGAUUUAUACUUGUAACUAAUACCAAAAAAAACUAACAAAUGAAUAUGGUAAUUUUGUUUUGGUUGGAUUCUCAAUCCUGCAGAUUGAAAGUUUCCAGUAAUAUUAGUACAGUUUAUUAAAAAAAUUUCCAGCAUCAGUGGAUUGGUUGUUUAUGCCACAUUAAAUGUUUCUAGGAAUACAAAGUAUCAUAAUAAAGUUGUCAAGUAUAUUUAUAAAGCUUUUCUUUUUCUUCAAAAUGGAUACAGUGAAAUGUGAGGAAAGCAAUCAGCAUUUGUUUGUUAGAAAAGGGGUCUUUUCUGCCAAGUGGUAAAAAGGGGAAACUGACUGCAAUCACUAACACUGAAGCGCAUGGUUUUAAAUUCUUACAUGUGAAAAAGGAGCUAUCCAGCUGGCUUGAUGCUUGACGGUGGUUCUGUCAAGGUGCAAGCCCGUACCUUAAAUAAUUUCUGGAAGAAAAAUAAUUUUGUUGAACAGUUGGUUUGACGUUAUACACAUGAAAACUAAAACAAACAGAUAUAAAAUUGAUGAAAUUAAUUUCCCGUUUUUAACUCUGCAAUUUAAGCUAUUCUGGGAAUCUUGUUACAGGAAUUUUAAUUUUUCUUUUUUAAAAGUUUUCAAAGGAGUUAAUCCAGCUUUAGUUGCUAUAUAGUGCUUUUUGCCACUCUUGAUUAAGCAUUUGUUAAGUAUAUUGCCUGCUAUGCAGAUUUGAAGGUGAUUUCAGGAUAUUGUACAGGAAACAAAGGUGUGUUAAAGUUUGAACAGUUGUGUGAAAAGUUGUUAGUUGUUACUGUUUCAGUCUGCAGAAAAUCUGUUAACACAUGGAUACAAGACUACAAGUGUGUUUUAUCAGUACAUAUAUUUUCUUUGUUAUUGCAUAUGCAAGCUGUAGAGAUACACCCCCUGGUUAACACUUUUUAUCUCAGGUUGUUGUUUUAGUAGUUUAAAAGUUUAUUUUAUUUGCUCAGUUGGAAAAUGAUUAUUGCAGUUUCUUCUGUGAGUAAAUGUAACGAUUUUACAGUAUAGGAGAAGAGUUUUACUUAAUACAUAUCUCCUUAUAGGGCAUGUUUAAAAGUGUAUGCAAAUUAUGUCUUGCUUCUUGAAAGAAAACAUUGAAUCAGACAGUUGGAUUUCUAGCAUCAACGAUAAAAACAGUCCCAGAAUGCAAGCUUGCCAUUGGUUGAGUGAAGCUUAAGUCAGCCAGUCACCUGAGAGCUUUGAGACUGAAUACAGUCUUUGCCAUUGGUCAGUUAAAAGUUUGAAGCUCAGAGUCGACCAAUCACAAGCUAAAGGUUUUGAGACUGGUCUUCAAACUCAACCUUUUUUUAUUUAUGAAAGAAAAUUAUAAACACAUUAAUUUGUGGUUUGUUCAGUCUGUUUGUACACUCAACAUAUAGAUGUUUUCUGAUAACUUUGCAUUUCAGUUUGAUCAAUCCUUUAUUUGGAAAAAAUGUUAAAGAAUUCUUUUAAAUAAGGUAAUAUUUGAUUGUCUGGGAAAACAUAACAAUUAUGCCUUUUUUCUCAAGCUUCAAGCCUUCUCAUUGGACCAAAACUUCGGAAUAUUACACUUUCAGCUAUAGUCUGUUGUCGGAAUUUAUGCAAGUUUAUCAGUUAAAAAUUAGUAAAGAAAAUGCAUCAGGCCAUUUAAAAAUCAAAUAUACAUAUUUGAUAAUGGAACAGUUCUUAUUUGAAAUCGGUGAAGUAAUCUAUUGCUUUAUUAAAGAAAGCUUUGACCACAUAUGAUCAAACUGCUUUUGUGCCUCGAAAGGUUUUUGGUGGGGUUGGGAGGGGGGCACUUAAAUUUGCCCUUGUCCAUAUGUCUGUCUGUCCAUCUGUAUCGUAUGUUCAAUUUUAUGUUGUGCAUAUCUCAAAAAAUGUUUCAACUAGAGUCAUGAAACGUAAGAUUAUUAUACAGCAUGUGAAGUUGUGCACCGAGGGUUUUGCUAGAGAUUUCACUUACCCAGGCCAGGGUUAUGGUCCUUAUCUUGGUUAGAAAUAUGCAUAUGGCCAUGUUUGCGUUGCUUGUGUCUCCUAGAGUCAUGGAACAUGAUAUUAUUAUUUUUAUUGUAUGUGCGUGCCAGAGUCCGUGCAUGCGUGCGUCCAUCCAUCCGGAUUUGUUUGUCCGGACCAUAACUUUGACAUGCAUGGAGCAAUUUUGUUUAUAUUUGGCAUGAAUGUUAACCUCAGUGAGACAAAGUGUUGUGCGCAAACCCCAGGUUCCUAUCUUAAAGGUCAAGGUCACAGUUGGAGGUCAAAGGUCAUGUCAGAUCUUGUCUGGCCCAUAACUUUGACAUGCAUUGAUGAAUCUUGUUUAUAUUUGGCAUGAAUGUUUAACUCAAUGAGACGUAGUGUCAUUUGCAAACCCCAGGUUCCUGUCUCGAAGGUCAAGGUCACAGUUAGGGGUCAGAUGGCGGACUGGACAAGUUGCCAGAGGACAUCUAGUAUUAACCUUCUGAAUCUUGAUGUUUUGUAGAGUCCAUACCUAUCCCACCCCAUUCCAAGGUAAUGUAAAAGAAUACUUAGCCUCACAUUGUCAACAAGUAAGAUAUGGCUGUACAGUAAGUGGGGGAGCCUGAUUGCCCCAUUUUUGUAAUGGAACAAUGAUAUGCUUUUUUUCAAUUCUAAAAAGAAAGUAAGUUUGACAGGAAAGUUUUCAAUUUGUAGAAACAGUACAACAGUCUCGGUUAAACAGGAUUAGGGCUUCGAUUUUUCAAUUAAUGUAAAUAAUUACGAGAAUUUUUCUUUCUGCAUAUUUUGCUAAAGAAAUAGUGCAUAUUUCUUGAUGUAGAUUUAACAACCUAAUUAUUAAUUUGCAUAUACUAAUUACAUUGGCAUCUUUUCUUAUUAAUAUUGUUUAAAAAUGACAUAAAUUUCCAGUUGACAUAUUGCAUCUGAUAUGAAACUUGAAUGUGUGUGGAAAAAAUAUAUAACUGUCUCAGGUCCUAUUGUAACUGCAGUUAAAACUCAGUAUCUUGAAUUCGAAGGGAUCGAGCGUUUAACUUCGAGAUAUCCGAAAUCGAAUUUAAAAUGGUAUUUUUUGCAUGUUUUUUCGGUGUGGACUUGAAAAUGUCUUUGAGAUGGCCAGACUUUUAAGAUUACCAAGUUCGAGAUAUCGAGUUUCAACUGUAUUUGCAGAUCAAAAUUACUUACUUACAUGAGAAAACCAACAUAGUGCGCAGUCUGGUCAGGAUCCAUGCUGUUCGCUUUCAAAGCUUAUUGCAAUUAGAGAAACCAUUAGCGAACAGCAUGGAUCCUGACCAGACUGUGCGGAUGCGCAGACUGGUCUUGAUCCAUGCUGGUCGCAAACACACUAUGUUGGUUUUCUCAUGAUGUGGCUCAUUUAAUAAGAUACAAAAUGUAUGAUACAGUUUUGUAAUCAUCUUGUAGACAUAUUUUUGAUGACAAUUUGUUAAAAGUGUUUGUACACCACACUACAUUGUAUAUUUGUUUUGUUACGAACACACAUUUUCACAUUCUCUCAAACCAGAGGUCUACCAUGGCUUGCCUUGACUAUAUGGAACCUCUUGUAGAUGAGAAUGUUAAAUCAAGGCCUAACGAAAGUUUUAGAUUUAAGAUGAAAUUAUGUAUAAAGUUUUUAAAAAAUUUAGAAUUAAGUUGACAAAGCUUGAAUUUGAAUGUACUAAAAGAAUAAGGUUUAAGAUCCUGGAGCAAGGAUUUUUUCUCACUGGUAGUGUCUGAAAGUCUAAAAUAUCUCAUUUUUAUUUACCCCCCCCCCAAAAAAGUUUUAUAAUAUAAAGAUUAAUAGCCUUAGGUUGCCCCUAACAAUUUGUUCUUCUUAAAGCAUGAUAUAUUUGCUUCUUCUUUUUAGCACACCUGUCACAUAGUGACAAGGUGAGCUUUUGUGAUCACCCUUCGUCCGUCGUCAGUCCGUGCGUCAACAAUUUCUUGUCUGCACGAUAGUGGUUUCAUUUAUGAUUUUAUUUUAACCAAACUUGCACACAACUUGUAUCACCAUAAGAUCUCGGUUCCUUUCUUGAACUGGCCAGAUUCCAUUAUGGGUUCCAGAGUUAUGGUCCAUGAAAGGGCCAGAAUUAGCUAUUUUGACCUUGUCUGCACAAUAGCAGCUUCAUUUAUGAUUUUAUUUUAACCAGACUUGCACAUAACUUGUAUCACUAUAAGAUCUUUGUUCCUUUCUUGAACUGGCAAGAUUCCAUUAUGGGUCUCAGAGUUAUGGCCCCUGGAAGGGCCAGAAUUAGCUAUUUUGACCUUGUCUGCACAAUAGCAGCUUCAUUUAUGAUUUGAAUUUAAUCAAACUUGCACAAAACUUGUGUCACCAUAAGAUCUCAGUUCCUUUGUUGAACCGACCAGAUGCCAUAAUGGGUUCCAGAGUUAUGGCCCCUGAAAAGGCCAGAAUUAGCUAUUUUGACCUUAUCUGCACAAUAGCAGCUUCAUUUAUGAUUUGAUUUUAACCAAACUGGCACACAACUUGUAUCACCACAAGAUCUUGGUUCCUUUCUUGAACUGGCCAGAUUCCAUCAUGGGUUCCAGAGUUAUGGCCCCUUAAAAGUCCAGAAUUGGCUAUUUUGGCUUUUGCAGCCAUAUAGAGACUUCAUUUAUGGUUUUAUUUGAUACAAACUUCCAAAAUAUCUUCAACAACAAUAAAUCUUGGAUUCCAUGACAAAUCAGAUCCAAUCGUAGGUUCCAGAGUUAUUUUAUAUCUGAUUACCUCCCCUGAUUGUAAUCAAAAUGGAUUUAUAUCAGUAAGUACUUAUAGGACUUAUUUGAAAUUUCAUUAUUGUCAUUAGUUGGACUGAGCCAAUCAGGGUAGAUAACUAUGGACUGAUUUUAUGUCAAAUUACCUCCCUUUAUUUCAAAUUAAAAUGGGUAUAUCUUCGUAACUAAUGAAGAUACUGAUCUGAAAUUUCAUUUAUGUCCACAGAUUUAUAUGGCAGAUCCUUCUUUUGUUAACUUACAAUAAUUUUCUUUUUAAUUACUUCCCUAAAUAGCUUAUUUUUAGUAACUUUUUUAUUAUUGGCUGUAGGGAAAAACCGAGACCACUUUUUUGUGGUACAACAUGGAUGGUACCUCCAAUUUUUAGGUGUAUUUUGACAUAUCUGUACCUUUUAAGAAUUUUUAUUUUCUUUUUGGUUAAAUUUCUUCCCUUUGUUGUUCCUGUCCUUUGGACUUAGAUAUUUUUUCUGAGGACAAGAAGUGCAGUGAUAACAGGUGAGCGAUAUAGGGCCAUUAUGGCCCACUUAUUUUUUAUUCCAGUCAGUUUAAAACAUAUUUUCAUCAUAUUUCAUUACUUGUCAACCUGAGUAACUUUAAAUGUUGAAAAAGGGAAAGAAUACAGUUGUUUUUACGAACUGCGUGAAAAGAAAGUGGGACUAUUUCAUCAUUUUUGUUCAUGUAAAACAGAGGGAUUCUGAUAACUUUUUCUUCCUUGGUGUGAACAUUAAAUCUUUUUUUAGAAUGCUGUAAAAUCAUUGAAUUUCUCGGGUUCCAAAUUUUGUGGUUUGGGCCAGAACAACUGUUUUGUGGGAAUAUGAAUUCAUGGAUUUCACAUUUUGAAUGUAAAAUGAAUAAGAAUAUUACUUAUUUUGGAUAUAAUUUCAUAGAUUCAUUGAACCAUGAAAAUUAGUCCCUCCCACAAUACUAACAAUUUCACACUGAAUAAUCUGUCCUGUACAACUAAUUAUGUAUUGAGAGACCACCUAAGAAAUGGACAAAAUCUGGUCUGUUUUAACGCAAGUGGUCAUUUAUUACAUCAUUUGUUCUUACACAACAUGAAAAGGAACUCUAAAAGCUGUCUCUAAAAGAAAGUGGUCUCUUAAUAGAUGUGGUCUAUCAAGUAAAGUUUUGACUGUAUUUACAAAAUUUCAACAAGAAAGUCUUUAUAGAAAGUAGAUUGGGAUAUAUAUGUGCAGGUUUUAAUUUGUUUUCACAGUCCAUGUAGAUCAUGAUCCCAAGAAGAUUCUAAUGGUUUACCUCCAAGUUCUUGGAAAAAACUAUUAUUGAAUUAUCAUGGAACCUUUUUAUUCACUACCAUAGCUAAACAGUCUGUAUUUCUUUGACAAAAAAUGGGUAUCAUAAAUGCAGUCAGUCCUGUAUGAAGCAGCCAGUUAAGUGACCAGUGUGGCUGCUUAAAGCAGGUGGCUUUUAAAGGCAGAAGUGCAAAAAAUUCAAGUGUGGCUGCUUAAAGCAGGUGGCCUCUAAAGGCAGAAGUACAAAAACAUUAAAGUGUGGCUGCUUAAAGCAGGUGGCUUUUAAAGGCAGAAGUACAAAAACAUUAAAGUGUGGCUGCUUAAAGCAGGUGGCUUUUAAAGGCAGAAGUACAAAAAAUUCAAUUGUGGCUGCUUAAAGCAGAUGGCUUUUAAAGGCAGAAGUACAAAAAAAUUCAAGUGUGGCUGCUUAAAGCAGGUGGCUUUUAAAGGCAGAAGUACAAAACAAUUCCAUCUGAGAGUAAGCUAACUGGCUGCUUAAUACAUGGGGCUGCUAUAUCAGGUUCAACUGUACUUUGUAUAUGAAUAUUACGAGUUUGUUUUUGUUCAUUUUUAUUUCUUGAUUAUGUCUAUUUUCAUAGAAGUGUUUUCAUCUCAUUAGGAGAAUAAACAUGAUUUUUAAGAGAUUUGAUGACUUGUUGAAAGUGCUUAAACAUGAUAGUGCAAAUAAAUUAUCUCGUACCUUAA